AUGAGCAGCCUACGGGAGGGCGCGGCGGCGGCCGAGGCGCCGGCCUGGAAGCUGGCCCUUCUCGAGCGCAAGCGGGCCAAGCUGGCGGCCGGCAUGGGUCUCGAGCGCGGCCGGGGCCCUGUUCCGCGGCUCGGCCAGGGCCCCGACGGACGCGAGGCGGGGACGGUGGUGGCCGAGAGUCUGGGCCCGCUGCGGGAGAACCCCUUCAUGCGCCUGGAGAGCGAGCGGCGGCGGCGGCGGCGGCGGGGCGCCUGCGAUCUCCCGGGGACGGCCGCCGCCCCCUCGCCCGCCGCCGAGUCCCCGGCCCUGGCGCAGCUGCUCCAGCUCUACGGCGCCGUGCCGGGCAUCCGCACCAUCCGCGCCGACAACAUCCUCAUCAUCGAGUCCAGCGACCCGGCGGAUCCCGCGCAAGGCGGCGGCGGAGCGGGAGACGCGCCCGUCCGUCAGAGCCCCCUGCGGGACCUGCUCGCCCGUGGCGGCCCUCCCGUCACCGAGAUCCGCGCCGCCCAAGUGGUCGUCUACGAGCCCGAAGCGCCGCCGAUCGCCGCCGGCCCCGAUUCCGGUCUGGUCAGCCGGCUGCUGCAGAAGUUCGACCGCGCGGCGAAAGGGAAGAGGCGAGGGGGCGAGGACCCCGCCCCGCCGGUGCCUCCGCCGCCCCGCUCCCCCGCCGCCUGCCCGGACCUCCCGCCCGGCGCUCAGGGCGGCGGCGGCUUUUUCUUGCAGAAGAUCGGCUCCAACUCCUUCGUGGUGAAUCCGCGGGGACACCGCCCCGGCCUCUCAGCCGUUUCUGCGUCCGGUAACGGGCGUGCGAGGGUGGAGGAGGACGCUCCGCCUUCUCCCAGCGGUCCCGAUCAGCGCGGGGCGGCCGCCGUCUCCAAAGCCGUGCCAUCCUCCCAGAGCCCCGCGGCUUCGUUCCCGCUGGAAGCUGAGGCGGGGAAGCCAAAGCCCAAGGCCACCGCCGCCCUUGAGGCCUCGCCACAGCCGCCGCCAACCAGUGCCACUCCGGACAGUCCGUCCGGGCCCAGCCCGCUCUUCAGCUCCAGCUGCUCCUUUGAAAUCUGCCCCACCCCAAAGCCGGACCUCGCCGCCAUCCCUGCUCAUGACCUGCAGGCGCGCGCCUUGGCCAGCUUGCGGCUCAGCUCCCGCAACUCCUUCCUCUUUGUGCCCCAACGGAAAGCGGAGCCCCCUGGCCCUCCGAAGCCCCGGCCGGCCCCUUCCUCUUGGCCCAGAGAGGCCCUCCCGUCCGAGCCUCUGGUGCCCGUGACUGACAUAGAUGAGGACUUGGUGGCAGCCCUGCCUCCCUUGAAAGUCUUGAGCCCCAGGCUGGAGGGCUUCCAUGUGCCCCGAGAAGGUGGCCUGGCUCGGGAGAUGCUGGAGCCUGCCUUGCCCACCUCUGGGCCCUUUUCCACUGGUUAUGUCACUCGCAGCAGCACCUUCACCGUAGUGCCCAAAAGGAAGCUCCCCACGGCCGGCCUGGAGCCCUUCAGCGGAGCCUGGCUACAGGAGGAGGAGGAGGGAGAGGACAGAAGCCAAAGGGAAGCCCAGAUGGGAGCCCUCCAGCAGGAGGAAUCGGGUCGCAUCAAAAAACGGUACCCCACUGUCAAUGAGAUCGAAGUGAUUGGCGGCUACCUUUCGCUCAAUAAAUCCUGCAUGAGCAAAACGGGUAUUCGGCGCAAAAAGAUGAAAAUAUCUUUCAAUGAGACCAGCUUGCAAACCACGUUUGAAUAUCCAUCCGAGAGCUCCUUGGUAGAUGAGGAGGAGGAGGAGGAGGAGGAAGAAGAGGAGGAAGAAUACGCCACAGAAGUAGAUGAGAAGCCUGCCUUUCUCAUUCCUCGUCCAACCACUACUGUCAACUCCAACCCAGUCAACUCAGGUCUGUCAGGUUACACUCCAAAGCACUCCUUGGGCUUCAACCAGUGGCAGGAGCAACAGCACAAGAAGCCGCUUUCAAGCAUUGGAGCCUUUCUACAGAACACUGACAAGCCGGACCAACGGGUCAUGCUCACCCCUGCCGAAAAAAGCCACCUGUCUGACUUCAGUAGCGAACCGGCCCUCUACUUCUGAGUCCUGAGCGCAGGCGGAAGAAAGAUGUCCUUGGCACCCUUGCCCCGCCAGAAGAGACAAAAGGUGGCACGCAAAGCCAAACUUCUCUUCCCUCAUCAGGUACUGAGAUGCCCCGGAGGGCUUCACGUUCAAAUGCACCUCUUGUUUCGGCAGCUUGGGUUUUUUACCUGCAGCCUUCCUGUUCUGAGACAAAAACGCCAGAGGUGCCCAGAUGCUGAAUGGGCUGCCAAAUGCUCAGAUUGCAGUUGAGCCACUAGCUGCUCCCUCCGGCCAGAUACGUGCAAGGUGGCUCAGCAACGAGCUUGAGCAAGCUGCAACCUGAUGGGAAAUAUUGUCCGGGAACUCACCUUGGGGAAAUCAUGCUCCAAACACUUAGCAGAAGCUUUUCAGCUGAGCAAAUAGCGACAAAUACUCUUGCCUUCAACAGACUAACUGUACUAGUGGACUCUGUUAAAGAAAAUUCCAGUUCCCAAAGGGCCAAUCUCAAAUAUGUGCCCUAAUAUGAUGCUUGCAUUUCUGUGACCAAAUCGUGCAGAAGGUCAGCUGUGCAGCAGUUUCUUAGAUGCAUCUUGUGGCAACUGGAAUCCUGUAGAAAGCUGGCAAUUUGUGAUUCUUAGUCUUUUUUGAGCUGAUCUUUGGUGCUCACAUUUUCCUUGCCAGAUCCAAAAUUUUGGUAACAGAGGCUUUAAGAGUUACUGUGUCUGAAUGAAGCUCUAGGUCAGAUGGCCAAUCCUUCACCUGCGGUGCCACUAAAUGCUGCCUCAUAGCUGGGGGCUUUUCCUUGCCCAGCUCUUAGAGCCAAGUUUUUCAGCACUCAGACUCGGCUUAAGUCUGAAUCCCAGGAAAAUGGAGGGAGACUCCUGGAUUUCUGAUCCUUCCUCUCCAAUGAUAACCUUUUGCUAUCAUAUUUUCCAGAAAGCAGCUGGUCUGGUCAUCUGGAGGAGGAUUAUACUGAUUAAUUGGCUAGCACUGCAUUCAGGUUAUGGAAACCAGAGUAAACACUGUCAUUAGCAUUUCAGUAGCACUCCAGGCAAGAGCAGAAUGUUAUUUAUGUUAUGGGGCUCGGCCACAUGAAGUCUCCUGUGAAAGGAGCAAGACCUGGAGAGUAGGUGUGUGUCUUCUUUCUGUUUAGUAUCUAAAAUCAAAGCAAGCUAAUUCACUGUUGUAUAUUUUGCACUUCUUUAUUAAUGGAGGAAGCUAGGGCUUUGAUCUUACACUCCACUGGAUCUAGCUGGAGAAACGAAACUGUUGUAUAUGUUCCUCUUCCGCCUUUGAAUGCUGUCACUUUGGGCUUCCCAGGUUCAUUAAACCACACAAGUGAUUUCUUCA
This is a messenger RNA of Protobothrops mucrosquamatus (brown spotted pit viper), 3393 nucleotides long. RefSeq names its product taperin (gene TPRN). The transcript has 4 exons. The record is from RefSeq and is a predicted model, not a curated record. NCBI's taxonomy places the organism in Eukaryota, Metazoa, Chordata, Lepidosauria, Squamata, Viperidae. The coding region runs from base 1 to 2064 and encodes 687 amino acids. Gene Ontology annotation, molecular function: phosphatase binding.